AUGUCUAGUUUCAAGCAGAUCAACCCUGCGGAUAAGAUUACCGAUCCGCCGACUUCCCCGCGGUCCAUUGUGGCCAUGAACAGGUGUGGGAUAACGCCACCAGACAUACUUUACGUUUCUCGCGAAGAACUAAAGCAUCGCAUUGCAUACAAGAAUCUAACGGAUAAGGAGUUUGUCAUCUACUACGAUAACUAUGAGGCAAUGCGGAAAGAGGCUCUGAGCCAAGCUAUAGCCGAGUACCAGCUAAUUUUAGAGCAAGGAAUUUCGAAGGCCGAGGCUGCGCUUUACCCCCACUUGCGCUUUCCAAACGUUACUUCAGCUCCAUCUACACCGCGAGGGGGGCUUUUGCAGACAUCCACGCAUAACCCGGACGAGCUCAAGGCCAAAAUCAUUGAACGUCAUAUUAAGGAAGUGGAGCUCAAUCUCCGACAGCGCAUUGCUAAGGAAGCACAACAACAGCUUCAACUUGAGGCUGCACAAGAGCAUCGCCUGAAGGCCCAGGAGAUUGAAAAUAGAAUGACUGCUAAGUAUGAGGACGAGGCCAUUAAGUACAUUCUUCAGGAGCAGCACCGCCUUGAGAUCUUUAGUAGCUUUCAGCGCCAGCAGGAGGAAUGCAGGAAACGCUCAUAUGCAAAGACUAUCCAGGAAAUGCAUGCACAUGAUGCUCUGCUCCAGCGUCGUCAGCGUUAUCUCGACGACCAAUCUGUCCGCUCCAAGACGCGCUCGGUUCCUCGAGAGGAGUUCUUGUAUCAACUGGCCCAAGAGCGCAAGGCAGAAGACCGGGCACGCGAGCUUGAGUUCAAGGAGCGACAACUUAUUCGAGAACAAAGGAGCCAGCGUGCACAAGAAAAGAAGCGGCAGGAAGUGGAGAGACUUCAGCAGUCUUUGCGCGAAAAUCAGCUGCGGCACACAAAAGUGUUCAACGAGUAUUGGGAAGACGUUGCUCGUUCCAAAUCAGUGGAUCAUGCGCUAAGGGAGAACCGUCGUCUGGCAGGUGCUAAGCGCGCAUCUACAGAAAAAUUGAAGGAGAACGCCGAACGGAUCAGCGAAACCAGUCAGCGCAUAGAAGUAACGCUGAAGAAUUUCGGAAAGAUAUAUCGUAAUAAGCAAGAUGCAAAGGCGCGCAAACUUGAAGAAGAGGAGCUUCGCUCUAGCAGACACAUCCUUGAGACGUCUGUUAAUGCGCGUCAACGAGCCUUAGAGGACGAACUGCUGAAGGAUCUACGGACAAAGAGGGCGGAGAUGCAUCUUCGGAGGGUUCAGUACGAGAAAGAAAAUGUGCUCUCGAAUAAGGAGUUCAAGGCGAUAAAUUCCAUCAGAGCUCUGAACAUGACAAAGGAGAAGGAAGAGGAGCUUAUGGCCCUUUCAAACAAACUCCACACUCAAAGGCAUAUACUAAAAGGUAGCCAAACAAUUCGUGAUGAUGGCUAUUUGGACAUUCCAGAUGAUCUUAGAAAACUGGCGCCGCCUGAGAGUAUUCUUAAGUGCCACUAUAUGGACGAGGCCAUUGACAUGCUCAAGGGAGAAGAAAGCUUUAAGCGCACCCUUCGGAUGGUGCCCGUUUCAGAAUCGUAUGCUUCAGUCUAUAAAUCGAUAGAUACCGAGCCUCGUAAAAAGAAGCCAACUAAGAGUCAGCAUGUUGCCCGCCACAACAGUAUCAGUGAUUUCAGCAUGGACACGCCAGACAGUGGGCGCCCGUACUAUCAGGUGAAAAACUCGCGCCCACUAAGGUCUAGCUCCAACGGUGAUGGGCUUCUCGUUGAAAGAAGGUCUAAGAGCUUAACAAGGCCGCGGACAGCAUCACGAAGUGGUCCUGCAGCACUAGAUAGUUCCCGGACCGAUUCCACUCCUGGUUCGUCCUACUUGGGAGGCCAUCAUAGUGGAGCUCAAGUAGCAUCUGUACCCCUUCGACCCGGUGACGCUUCACGACCAAAGAAGGCAGCAAAACGUGGCUCGUCCAAGUCGAAAGUCUCCCACAACUCUAUGCGCUCUGCAUCUGACUCCACCAUUGAAACGCCUCAGUGGAGCGAUUCGGUAUCUAGCAACAUCAGCUCCACAAAGAAAAAAGCCACCCGCCUCCGAAGUGAUGACGCUAAUUUGUCGGUCAGCUUGCCUCUCCCUGCAUUGAAGGGCCCCGGGUCAGGGUUGAUUGAAGAAGAGAAGAAGCGCAAUGCUACUGUGCGGCAAUCAAAGAAAGAAAGACCGAGAGAUAGUCAGCGAAAUAAAUCUAAGACAGACACCGAAGCUGCACAGGAUAGCCUUCUGCGGAAUCAAUCCCUGGAGAUAGUCCGCCAACUGAGUCAAUUAACAAAACUUAACAAGCCAGCUAUCAGUAACUUUCCACCACCAGAUGAGCGUCGCGAGUUGCUUGGCAAGCUAACAGGUGCCACUCAGGAACCCGACUAUGAUACUGAGAAUAGAACACAGCAGAUAUACGCUAGCCUCUCCAUCCGUGCAAACGAGGCGGGUAUGGAUCCGAAACAGUUUGAGCAAGACGUGUUACCAGAGCACACCCAGACACGGCACCUGUUUGCUUCACUGGGCAAGUCUAGCACGCCUAACGAUCACAUGGAUGGUGAUCUAAUUCUCACCACAUUUUCCAAAGCUACGCCUGAAGCAACGCAGAUCAACGAUGACACACCCAAAUACUUUGCGCCCGGAAGCAUGACCCUCAUGCAAGAAAGUGCACCGCCAAGCCGCAACAUUGGGGAUGGCAGCACCAAGGACUAUGUGGCCACUCUUGAGUAUCCUAAUGUAAAGGGGAACGACGGACUUCGUCCAGCCGAGCUGUCCACAUACUCGAUUGUCCUGCCUCCCGUGUCCGCAGGCGCAGGGAUUCCUCGGGUGGCUCAGGAGCCACAAUCCCCUCAGCGCGUUGUCAAUUUUGGGAUAGAUGUCACGGCAAGUGAUCUAAAAAUAAGUUCAUUGGAAAAGGUUCCAGAUACAAGUGAGCCGGCAUUUAUCGACGACAGCUUGCCGGCCGAAGAAGCUGCCACAGCCCCGAAUACACGCGAAUCCAUAGGAUACUUUGUCUCCAGCAGCGCAAAUGUCCAUGGUGACAACACAGAUGAGGAAAAUUAA
Giardia duodenalis is the source of this 3081-nucleotide messenger RNA. RefSeq lists its product as uncharacterized. The transcript has a single exon. Bases 1 to 3081 code for a protein of 1026 amino acids. NCBI's taxonomy places the organism in Eukaryota, Fornicata, Diplomonadida, Hexamitidae. The record is from RefSeq and is a predicted model, not a curated record.